Messenger RNA from Penicillium atrosanguineum, 1851 nucleotides. Its product is annotated as Alpha/Beta hydrolase protein. NCBI's taxonomy places the organism in Eukaryota, Fungi, Ascomycota, Eurotiomycetes, Eurotiales, Aspergillaceae. Bases 1 to 1851 code for a protein of 616 amino acids. The transcript has 3 exons. Gene Ontology annotation, molecular function: transmembrane transporter activity. Gene Ontology annotation, biological process: transmembrane transport. The record is from RefSeq and is a predicted model, not a curated record.
AUGAGUGCUUCUUCAUCCAGCCCUCGGCUGGACGAGAACUCAACAUCGGGUCGAACAGAUGCAGCAUCCGCAACAGCAAAAGGGGAGCCCGAGCUGCAGCAUUCGUAUAAAAAUCGGACCCAUGAGAGCACCAAAACAGAUUCUAUCAUAUCUAGUGAUGCUGCUGGUGUCAAGAAGGCUGAAGCAGUUGUUCGCGCAUGGAGUGGGAACGUCGUGUGGGCUGUCUAUGCCUGGAUCUGGGUUUGCUUCUUUAUGCUAGCUUUUCAUUCCUCCAUCCAGGGCAACGUGAUCUUCAACGCAUAUGCCAAUUUCCAAAAAGCCCCGGAAGUUUCGACUUCAGCGAUACUGGGUAGUGUUGUGGGUGGAGUGGUAAAACUUCCCGUCGCGAAGAUCGUGAAUAUCUGGGGACGAGCUGAGGCCCUUGUGGUAUUUACUGGUCUUUUUCUGGUGGGUAUCAUUGUUCUGGCCUCCUGCACUGGGCCCAACGGAUACGCUGCCGGAUACGUUCUCUACUAUGUUGCAUAUAAUGCAAUUUACUUGAUCCUUGAUGUGUUCAUUGCUGAUACAUCUGGGCUUCGGAACCGAGCAUUUGCAUUUGCAUUCUCGAGCACGCCUUUCAUCUGCACGGCAUUCACGGGUCCUUUGGCGGCGCAGUCUAUUUUAAAUAUGACAACAUGGCGCUGGGCAUACGGUAUCUUCUCCAUAGUAUUUCCGUUUGUUCUUUUGCCACUUGCCGUUGUCUUCAAAUUUUACGAGCGAAAGGCUGAGAAAAUGGGGCUCUACCAAAGAACCAAAAACAAUCGGACUUCGCUUCAAUCACUUAUACAUUAUAUACAUGAGUUCGACGUCGUCGGUGCUAUAUUGUUGAUGGCAACUUUCAUCCUACUCCUCCUUCCAUUCAGCCUUUCAACUUACGGACGUGCUGAGUACGGAUCUGCUACUUUUAUCGCCAUGCUUGUCGUUGGGUUCUGCUUCUUCUUUGUCUUCGUCGCUUGGGAGAAAUUCUUCGCGCGCCAUCAGUUCAUUCAAUACGAUCUGCUUGAGCAGCGAACAGUGCUUGGUGCAUGCAUACUGUCCUUGGUUCUCAACUUCGGUUAUAUGGCUUGGGAUACCUACUUCGUCAACUUUGCUAUGGUGGUAUAUGACCUUAGCGUCUCAGAUGCAGGCUAUGUGAACCAGAUAUACAAUGUGGGUUCAUGCUUCUGGGCACCUCUAUUUGGUCUUUACAUCAGACAGACAAAACAUUUCAAGAAAGCAUGCCUUUUUUUCGGCUUGCCAUUAAUGCUACUUGGCUCUGGACUCAUGAUCCAUUUCCGUGGCCAGGACGACGGCAUUGGAUAUGUUGUCAUGUGUCAGAUUUUUAUUGCUUGCGCUGGUGGAACUUUGGUUAUCGGACAAGAUAUGGCCGUCAUGAGCGCUGCCGAUCACGAUGGAGUACCAAUGAUGCUCUCGAUCCUUGGACUUUUCGCUAGUCUAGGUGGUGCGGCAGGUGCUACCCUUGCCUCUGCCAUAUAUACGAAUAUUUUUCCAAAAACACUGGUGGCCAGAUUGCCCGAAAAAGCCAAGGCUGACUGGUCGGAUAUUUAUACGGGUGGUUAUAUCUCACAGAUGGCUUACCCGAUGGGAUCAGAAAUAAGGAAUGCCAUCAACCUUGCUUGGGGUGAUAGCCAAAAGUAUAGCUGCAUUGCAACCACUGCAGUUGUUGCACUAGGCUUGCCGUGUAUUGCCAUUUGGAAGAACGUGAAUGUGGAUAAGAAACAAGUCCCAGGUCGUGGUGCUGUAGAGCUCCUUAUCUUCUUGCUUCAAGUGGAAAUUGUUAGGUCCCACCUGGCAGCAGACUAUUGUGGCUGA